UAAACUACACCGCACCACCAGCGCCGCCGUAUCAAAACCUUCUCUUUACAAGAGGGAGAGGCCGAUCUGCCUCGACAUGGCCGUCGCCAAGAGCAGCAAGGCCUCAUCAGGCAAGCACGGCGCGCCGCUGCUCGGCAAGUACGAGCUCGGCCGCCUGCUGGGCCGCGGCACCUUCGCCAAGGUCUACCACGCGCGCUCCCUCGUCGGCGGGGAGGCCGUGGCCGUCAAGGUGCUCGACAAGCCCGAGCUCGCCGCCACCGCCGGCAUGGACGCGCGCGUCAUCGGCGAGGUCGCCGCCAUGCGCCGCCUGCGCCACCCCAACGUGCUGCGCCUCCACGAGGUGCUCGCCACGCGGACCAAGGUGUACCUCGUCAUGGAGCUGGCACCCGGCGGCGACCUCCUCUCCCGCCUCGCGUCCCUCCCGCAGCGCCGCCUCUCGGAGCCCGCCGCGCGCCGCGUCUUCCUCCAGCUCGCCUCCGCGCUCAUCUACUGCCACGCGCGCGGGGUCACCCACCGCGACGUCAAGCCGCAGAACGUGCUCAUCGACGCCGACGGCAACCUCAAGGUCUGCGACUUCGGCCUCGCCGCGCUCCCGGAGUCGCACCGCGACGACGGCCACCUGCACACCGCGUGCGGGACGCCCGCCUUCGCGGCGCCCGAGGUGCUCCGCCGCAAGGCCUACGACGGCGUCAAGGCCGACGCCUGGUCCUGCGGCGUCAUCCUCUUCGUGCUCCUCGUCGGCCGCCUGCCCUUCGACGACUCCAACAUCCCCGAGAUGUGCAGGAAGGCGCACCGCCGCGACUACGCGCUCCCGGAGUGGGUGUCGCAGCCGGCGCGACGCCUCGUGGGCCGCCUGCUCGACCCCAACCCUGCCACCCGGCUCACCGUCGCAGAGCUCUCCAGCCACCCCUGGUUCAAACGCUCGCUCAGCCUUGACUCGCAGCUCGGCAGCCUGCUCGGCGGCGCGCCGGAGCGCGACCUCCUGUUCCAGGCCCCGCCGACCCUGAACGCGUUCGACAUCAUCUCCAUGUCGCCGGGGCUCGACCUGUCAGGGCUCUUCGGCGAGAACCGGCGAAGCCGCGAGAAGCGGUUCAUGACCACAGCUUCGCCAGAGCAGAUGGUAGAACAGCUCGGGCUAUCGGGUCCAAAGCUCGGUUACUUCAUGGUGGGCAAAAAGGGAGUAGACCGCCUGCCCCUCGGCGGCUUGUCAGGGCUCGUGGCCAUGUCCAUGGAGAUGUCGGAGGUGUCGCCGCCCCUCAUGCUCGUCGAGCUGAGGCUAGAGGCCGGCGAUGAUAACGAGCUCCAGGCGUUCGGAUGGGACGAGCUCAGGACGGAGCUUGGCGAUGUGGUCAUGGCAUGGCACGGCUGCGACGAAUUGUGACAAGUUUGGGGGCUGUACAAAUAUCAUGCCAGAAAGAGCUAACUAGGACUCUGUGGCACUGUGUCGGAUUGGAGGGUAGAUUGUUAGUUCAUUCACUCUAAUUCUGACCACUGUGAUUAGAUUUUUUGGGGAAUGAAUCUAGAUUUUUGUGUCAUAAUUUGUGAUGCUAGCUUGUAGUAGGCUCUUGUUGAAUCUAAUGAUAAUAACCUUGCCUUCCUGCC
This is a messenger RNA of Lolium rigidum, 1602 nucleotides long. Its product is annotated as CBL-interacting protein kinase 7-like. The record is from RefSeq and is a predicted model, not a curated record. Gene Ontology annotation, biological process: protein phosphorylation; signal transduction. Bases 77 to 1381 code for a protein of 434 amino acids. Gene Ontology annotation, molecular function: ATP binding; protein kinase activity. The transcript has a single exon. Lineage: Eukaryota; Viridiplantae; Streptophyta; Magnoliopsida; Poales; Poaceae.